Messenger RNA from Babesia ovata, 315 nucleotides. Its product is annotated as Baculoviral IAP repeat-containing 6, putative. NCBI's taxonomy places the organism in Eukaryota, Apicomplexa, Aconoidasida, Piroplasmida, Babesiidae. The transcript has a single exon. The record is from RefSeq and is a predicted model, not a curated record. The coding region runs from base 1 to 315 and encodes 104 amino acids.
AUGGAACGAGCUGUCCAACCUGUUGGCCUUCCCCAUGAAGAUGGAUUUGGCUUCCUCGGGUUUUAUGCCCUUUUCCAUCAUGAUGAUGACCAGACCAUGCUCAUCCAGCCCACGUCUGCCUGCACGCCCGGCCAUCUGUAUGUACUCGCCAGAUGUGAUGAGCCUGUUCGUCUGACCAUCCCACUUGUUGAGGCUGGUGAACACCACGCAUCUUGCCGGCAUGUUGACACCCAUGGAGAACGUUUCAGUGCUGAAGAGCACCUUGAUGAGCCCUUCUUGGAAGAGGAUUUCUAUUAUCUCCUUUAUAAUCGGUAG